CUGUCCGGAAGGAUUCGAGCAGCUAUAUGUUAACGGCGCUGCGGGACGUUUAACCUCUCGGGACAGUUGGCUGUAUUAAGAAGAUCGGGACUGUUUGGUGGUAUGCUCUAGAACAUUAACUCAAUGGCCACGUGCAAGCCUUUGUCAUCCGGGCAGGAAUGUGCCCUGUCCAAGAGCAGCAGCAGUAGCAGAGGAGAAGCUGAUGAUUUGGAACUUGCUGAACUGGGUCCUCUCCUGAAAGCCGGAAGAGACAAAAUAGGACAGACCUCUUCUUGUGGAGAUGAGAAUCAAGCAGGAAAAGUGUCUCAGGAAGAGGAGGAAGAGGAAGAAGUGAGGGUUUUAACUUUACCUCUUCAAGCCCAUCAUGCCAUGGAAAAGAUGGAAGAAUUUGUAUACAAGGUGUGGGAAGGUCGCUGGAGGGUCAUCCCAUAUGAUGUGCUCCCCGAUUGGCUGAAAGAUAAUGACUACCUUUUACAUGGACACCGUCCUCCAAUGCCAUCUUUCAGAGCAUGUUUCAGGAGCAUAUUCCGUAUACACACUGAGACUGGAAACAUAUGGACUCAUUUGCUAGGCUUUGUGCUUUUUCUUCUCCUGGGUGUUCUAACUAUGCUCCGACCCAACAUGUAUUUCAUGGCUCCUUUGCAAGAGAAGGUUGUAUUUGGAAUGUUCUUUUUAGGUGCCAUAUUGUGCCUCAGCUUCUCCUGGCUUUUUCACACAGUGUAUUGUCACUCUGAGAAAGUCUCUCGCACCUUCUCAAAGUUGGAUUAUUCAGGGAUUGCUUUGUUAAUCAUGGGAAGCUUUGUGCCAUGGCUCUAUUACGCCUUCUACUGCUCUCCACAGCCACGUCUCAUCUAUUUGUCUAUAGUCUGUGUGCUGGGCAUCACUGCCAUAGUUGUAGCACAGUGGGACCGUUUUGCAACACCUAAGCACAGGCCAACAAGAGCAGGUGUGUUUCUAGGGCUUGGCCUCAGUGGCAUUGUGCCAACCCUUCAUUUUACAAUUGCAGAAGGCUUUGUGAAGGCGACAACAGUGGGCCAGAUGGGCUGGUUCUUUCUAAUGGCUGUCAUGUAUAUAACAGGAGCUGGACUUUAUGCAGCAAGAAUCCCUGAACGUUUCUUUCCUGGCAAAUUUGACAUCUGGUUCCAGUCCCACCAAAUAUUCCAUGUCCUGGUUGUGGCAGCAGCAUUCAUACAUUUAUAUGGCAUUUCCAACCUUCAAGAAUUUCGAUAUGCAUUAGAGGGUGGCUGCACAGAUGAUUCACUUCUGUAAACAGCAGUAACAGAUUGAGACUUACUACUACUUCUGGUGACCUACAGUGGUUGUGCAAAAUGUAAAUAAGACUGAUCCACUAGCCCCCUUUUUUUUAAGAUCAAUAUACAGUAUGCCCCUAAAGGUCAUUGUCUCUGCUAAUUUAUUGUUUACAGUAGGAAGGUGCCUAAUGUAAAUAAGAAAAGAGGAGGAAAAGAGCUGGGAUUUUUGUACAUAAUUGAAAUACCUCCUGGGACAAAAUAGAUGCCAUAAGCACUUGUAUAUCUUGGUCUCUGAGCAAAAAUUACAAAAUGUAAAUUUCAGAAAUAUAAGAUGAGCAACAUUUGAAUGGAAUAUAACCUUCAGAGAGCUGCUAUACAUGCACAUUGCCCUUUAUAAAACUCAGUGGCUGAACACAAGUCCCCAACAUGAUCAGAUCUUCACAUUCAUCAUAAUAGAACAUUUUGAUAUGUUACCGCUGCUGUUCUGGGAUACAUUUUCUCUCUUCCUAGGUUAGAGUGUGUCAGACCUAGUAAUAUUCAUGGGGCAUUAAGGGUAAAGUGGGGUGGAUGUAUAUAAGGUAUAAAACUACCAUAAAAUGUGAUGCCUUAGUUGUUCGUUAAAAUGAAUUAAUGGCUUGUUAUGGUAUACAGUAAUCUGCCUAAACCAAGAUGUUUAGUAACAUAAAUUACUUUUAACUAGGGCUGAUGAUUUCUAUUCACUAUUAGUAUUUUUUCUGGAUUUGGCUACUUCUCCAUUCUUUCUAAUGUGAGACACACCACAUAUUACAGAGUAUUUCUUAUAUAAUCCGCUAUAAAUUGGGAUUACAGCUUUCUUGGAAAUGUUCUCUGAAAGUUAUAGUUAGAUUGUAUAUUAAUGAUGAGUAUCUACUGUAAGUACAGGUAUGGGACCUAUUAUCCAGAAUGCUCGGGACCUGGGGCUUUCCGGAUAACUGAUCUUUCCGUAAUUUGGAUCUUCACACUACUAGAAAAUCAUGUAAAUUUUAAAUAAACCCAAUAGGCUCAUUAUACUUCCAAUAAGGAUUAAAUAUAUCUUAGUUUGUGUCAAGUACAAGCUACUGUUUUAUUAUUAUAAAUAAAAAGAAAAUGAUUUUAAAAAAAAA
Molecule: messenger RNA, 2371 nt
Organism: Xenopus laevis (African clawed frog)
Lineage: Eukaryota; Metazoa; Chordata; Amphibia; Anura; Pipidae
Gene: adipor1.S
Product: adiponectin receptor 1 S homeolog
Exons: 8
Coding region: 124-1269 (381 amino acids)
Biological process (GO): adiponectin-activated signaling pathway
Cellular component (GO): plasma membrane; membrane
Molecular function (GO): signaling receptor activity
Source: RefSeq, marked provisional